AAAUAACAAAUAUUGUAAUGAACAAUUUCGUAAAAAUAUCGUGUAGAGUUUAUUAUUAUUGUUAUUAACUAACAAUAUGGUGGUUUGUCGUAUUUCGUUUGAUGCUUCCAAAUAACGGCCUUGAGGCCACAUCGUACCUGGUCAUGGUGUACAUUCGUAAUCGGUUCACUUUCUCCUUUUCUCUUUCAUAACUGCGUGCUCGUCGUGAGCGCGCCGCGUCCAAUGCCACACCAUUCGUCAUGAACAGCACACCAGCARCAUUUCGGCUGCUAUGGCCUAGGAUAUCGAAAAAUUCGGCGUCAGCGGUCGUCUGUUACCGGCGACCGUAUGCCUCUUCGGUCACMGCAGUACACAACAGCAACCAACAAAAGCCCGACUGGAACCGUGCUGUGUCCGAAGCCGAGAAAAUUGUUGGCUACCCAACGUCAUUUCUUAGCCUCAGAUGGUUGCUGAGCGACGAGAUCGCAAAUGUUGCGUUACACCUGCGCAAGUUGGUCGGCUCCAAUCAUCCGCUGCUCAAAACUGCCAAAGGCCUGUUGUACAAUGGCAGGAAUAACAUGCAGGCUUGGGGUUUGAUAGUGUUGCUAAUUUCCAAAGCAGCUGGUCAUUUAAAUGUGGAUGAAAUGGAAGAAGACAAAGCUGCUGGCGUUUUACAUAGUCAAAGGGCAUUGGCCGAGGUUACUGAAAUGAUUCGUACCAGUCAUUUAGUACACAAUGGUCUAGUUAACAUUUACCCUGGAUUAUAUCCUGAACCUGUUAUACUCAACGACAUGGCUUUUGGAAAUAAAAUUGCUUUACUCAGUGGUGACUAUUUACUWAGUAACUCAUGUGCAGAACUUGCCUCUCUCAGAAAUCAAGAUCUUGUUCAGUUAAUCAGUAGUGCUUUGCGUGAUCUUUCUGAAGCCGAAUUCGUUGGUAGAAGGGAUUCUCAAAAUAAUCCUCUUCCUUCGCCAUUUGAACCACUUAAUCGA
Molecule: messenger RNA, 971 nt
Organism: Diuraphis noxia (Russian wheat aphid)
Lineage: Eukaryota; Metazoa; Arthropoda; Insecta; Hemiptera; Aphididae
Product: all trans-polyprenyl-diphosphate synthase PDSS2-like
Biological process (GO): isoprenoid biosynthetic process; ubiquinone biosynthetic process
Cellular component (GO): mitochondrion; transferase complex
Molecular function (GO): prenyltransferase activity
Source: RefSeq, a predicted model, not a curated record